CCAAAACCUGUUUGUUCUGCUGGUUUUCUGCUGAAUCCAUGAAAAAAGCUGCUCAGUUUCGGAUCUGCUUCACUAAAAGCAAAAUCUAAAUACUGGAUGUUUUCAAUCUUUAUCCUUGUUGUUUCGCUCUGUGAGUCACGUGACGUCACGUGGAAAAGAAACUGAAAACAACUUUGGUUUCCUUCAGAACAGCGUCCAUUUUGAGUCGCAGGAUGGAAACAACUUGUAAAUAACAGUCCAGAAGAUGGAAAAUCUGGAUCUAAAAGAACCUCCAGGAUCCAUCAGUCCAUCUAUGAGGAGUGACUGGUCCAAACAUGAACCUCCACUCUUCAGUAAUGAACCUGGACCCUCAGACAGAAAGAGCAGCUUUAGUGAGGAGGAGCUUCCAUCCUGCUGUGGUUUGGGUCACAAUGUUCUGAUGGAUCCGGGCUGGACCAGCUUCUCCCAGUAUGGGAAACGACCCAAAACAGGAUCUGGACCGACAGCCAAUCAGAGCAGCUGUGCUCCAGCAGAUGUUGGUCUGCAGGAGGUUCUAGAGGAACAUAAGAUCAGUCUGAGGAGAAGAUGUGAACGUGUGACUGAAGGAAGUGAUGAAACAGGAAGUAGAACCCUCCUCAAUAGGAUCUACACUGAUCUCUUCAUCACAGAGGGACAGAGUGACGAGGUUAACACCCAGCAUGAGGUGAAGCAGCUGGAGAGAGCUUCCAAGUUCCAGAACCUCCAUGUUUCUGCAAUCAGGGUCCACGACCUUUUUAAAGCCUUCCCUGACCAACAUGGACCCAUCAGAGUGGUUCUGACCAACGGCGUUGCUGGUGUUGGAAAAACCUUCUCAGUGCAGAAGUUCACUCUGGACUGGGCUGAGGGCUUGGAGAACCAAGAUGUCAGUGUGGUGGUUCUGCUUUCGUUCAGGGAGCUGAACUUGAUCAGAGAUCAGCAGCACAGUCUUCUCUCUCUGCUCCAUGUUUUCCAUCCAACACUCCAGAAGCUCCCAGCAGAGCAACUGGCUAAAUGCAAACUCCUCUUCAUCCUUGAUGGUCUGGAUGAAAACAGACUUUCACUGGACUUCAACAACAGUCAUCUGGUUUCUGACGUCACACAGAAAUCAUCGGUUAAUGUUCUGCUGACAAACCUCAUCAAGGGGAACCUGCUUCCCUCGGCUCUCAUCUGGAUAACUUCCAGACCUGCAGCGGCCAAUCAGAUCCCUCCUUCAUGUGUUACCAGGGCAACAGAAGUACGAGGCUUCACCGAUGCCCAGAAGGAGGAGUACUUCAGGAGGAGGUUCAGUGAUGAAGAGCUGUCCAGCAGAAUCAUCUCCCACAUCAAGACCUGCAGGAGCCUCCACAUCAUGUGUGGAAUCCCAGUCUUCUGCUGGAUCACUGCUACAGUUCUGGAGAACAUGGUGACCUCAGAGCAGAGAGGAGAGCUGCCCAAGACCAUGACUGACAUGUACUCUCACUUCCUGCUGGUCCAGACAAAGAGGAAGAAGAACAAGUACCAUGGAGGACAUGAGACAAGUCCACAGGAGCUGAUGGAGGCUGACAGGGAAGUUCUUCUGAAUCUGGGGAGGCUGGCGUUUGAACAUCUGGAGAAAGGAAACAUCAUGUUCUACCAAGAAGACCUGGAGCAGUGUGGUCUGGAUGUCACAGAGGCCUCAGUGUACUCAGGAGUUUGUACAGAGAUCUUCAAAAGAGAGAGUGUGAUCUUCCAGAAAUCAGUCUACUGCUUUGUUCAUCUGAGCAUCCAGGAGUUUCUGGCUGCAGUCUACAUGCUCCACUGCUUCACCAGCAGGAAGUCAGAGGAGAUCAAGACGUUCCUGGGAGAAAAAUACAGAGAAACAUCUCUAGAUGAGUUCAUGAAGAAAGUCAUGGAGAAAUCCCUCUGCAGUCAAAAUGGCCACCUGGACCUGUUUGUCCGCUUCCUUCAUGGUCUCACUGUGGAGUCCAACCAGAGAGACUUAGAAGAUCUGCUGGGUCAGACAGAGACCAGUCCAGAAACCAUCCAGAGAAUCAUCACCAACCUGAAAGAGAUGAACACUGAUGAUAUCUCUCCUGCCAGAAGCAUCAACAUCUUCUACUGUCUGCUGGAGAUGAACGACGUCUCAUUUUAUCAGGAGAUCCAACGGUUGCUGGAUUCAGGGAAGGAGCUCUCAGUGACUAACUGUUCAGCUCUGGCCUUCAUGCUGCAGAUGUCAAAGGUUCUGGAUGAGUUGGACCUGGAGAAGUACAACACAUCAGAAUCAGGACGACUGAGACUGGUUCCAGCUGUGAGGAACUGCAGAAAGGCUCGACUUGGUGGCUGUUCGCUGGAAAAGGAUGAAUGUGAAGUUUUGGCCUCGGCUCUGAAGUCCAACCCAGAUCUGACUGAACUGGAAAUAAAUCAGGUCAUACUGGAAGGUGGAAUCUUUGGAGACUCUGAUACGAAGCAUCUGAUUGAGAUCCUGGAGAAUUCAGUCAGUAAAGUGAAGAAUCUGAGAUUGUGGAGCUGCAGUUUAUCAGAGACCAGCUGGACGUCUCUGUUCUCAGCUCUGAAGUCCAACCCGACCCAUCUGACAGAACUGGACCUGAUCAGAACCAACCUGGAAGGUUCUGGACUGAAGGAGCUCUGUGGUUUUCUAGAGACUGAAGACUGCAGACUGGAGAUAAUGAUAUUGAUGAACUGCAGUUUCUCAGAGACCAGCUGGACGUCUCUGUUCUCAGCUCUGAAGUCCAACCCGACCCAUCUGACAAAACUGAACCUGAUCAACACCAACCUGGAAGGUUCUGGACUGAAGGAUCUCUGUGGUUUUCUACAGACUGAAGGCUGCAGACUGAAGACAUUGAGGUUGAAUGGCUGCCGGUUGUCAAAGAUCAGCUGUGAUUUUUUGGCCUCAACUUUGAAGUCCAACCCGACCCGUCUGACAGAACUGGACCUGAGAAUAAACAACCUGGAGGAAUCAGAUGUUCAGCAUCUGAAGGAUUUUGUAAAGACUGUAAAGUUGAAGCUGCAGCAGUUUGAGUCUAAAGAGACUCUGGAAGAUGAUGAUCCUCUGACCUCAAAGAUUUUCCUCCUGUUUAUUUUCUCAUGUCUGUCAUUUAGUCUCUGAUAUUGUUUGUCUCUUUGGAUCAAUAAAGAUCCAAUUCAAACUGGGCUCCAUUUAGAGGCUUCAUGGAGUUUUGAUCUGAACUGGAUUCAACUGGAAAGUUGAUCUUUUUUCUCUCUGGUUCAUUUUCAUCCUGGAACCAGAAAUGGUCUGAGAAUGGAAACAUGGGAAUCAUUUCCAGUUCAGCUUUAAAGUCAUGAAAGACACUUCAAACCUCUUUUCUCUGCUGCUUCUUCCUUCUGUUGACAUGAAAAUGUUCCUCAAAGCUCCACAGAUAAAAAAAUGUUUUACUGGAAACGUCAGAGAAACUUCAGCUUCCACCACAGAAACCAGUUUAACCAGUUUAGAACUGGAUGUCCCACAGAAACUCUGAUCUUGGAGCAGUUUUCAGGAACAUCCAUCUUUUAAUCUGAAUAAAUAUACAUAUAUAUAUUUUAUAGUCAUUCUAAAAAUAUUUAAAUAAUUAAGUUUUUUAUCAUAGUCAUUGGUUCUCAGUGCUUUAAUAUUUCUCGUUUUGUUUUUGGUGGUGAACUUUUUCAGUUUUCCAGUUAAUCUAGAGAACAUUAUUGGGAAUGGAGACUCAAUAUGUCACAUCAGGCUCUUUACUGUGAUUGUGCUGAUUUAUUCUGAAUUCAUGGGAUAACGUGGUGACUGGUUCAUAUUAUUUUGUUCAUAUUUAGUUUAAUGUAACGUGGGUUUCUCUGUGUUUAAUGAUGAGCUAAGAAAGUUUUUCAUAAUAUUUUUGGUGGGGGUUUUAUGCAUUUUAUUUUGUACAAAUAUAGUAACUACAUCUUUAUUUUAAUCCUCUGUGCUGUUUAGCUUAUUGUAUUCAGAUUAACAAUUAAUCCAAAUAUAUUUUAAGUUUG
Poeciliopsis prolifica (blackstripe livebearer) is the source of this 3945-nucleotide messenger RNA. Its product is annotated as NACHT, LRR and PYD domains-containing protein 12-like. The transcript has 9 exons. The coding region runs from base 245 to 3082 and encodes 945 amino acids. NCBI's taxonomy places the organism in Eukaryota, Metazoa, Chordata, Actinopteri, Cyprinodontiformes, Poeciliidae. The record is from RefSeq and is a predicted model, not a curated record.